CACCCUCUUCCCUCCCUUCCCCUUGCCGCCCAGCACUAUUUAUAUCGCAAUUUAAACGAGCAAGGCGAAAAGCCUCCUUUUGUCGCUCAAUUUCUCGUUAUUUUUUCUACGAAUCCUCACUUUUCCUUUGUUUUCUUUUCCGCUGGUCUUUCGCUCGACGAAAAUUUCCGUGUCACGCGCAAUCGACAAUAACGAGUUCUACACGCUCAUGGCCGUCCGUAUAAACACACAGACACGCUCGCGCACUCACACUCUCGCAAUUUCUUUGUUUUUCUUCGAUUUAACUUGCGAAGCACCAAGUUUUCCAAUCAUUCAUUCGUCUUCAAUGAAUUGUCCGAUUUCGGUCGACACGUUUUCGCUUUUAAUUUUACGCUUUUUUUUACAUUAGCUUUGUACUUUUAUUGACGACACAAAAAAGCACACGGGGACGGGUGUUUUUUCACGGAACCGCACACUCUACGAAAUUUACAACGCGCGGAACUACGCGUGCGCCCCUGUCUAUGUGCGAUUUUUCUAUGUAUGCUUGUGUGUAUAUUUGAGAGUUAUGACGUCACGGAACCUCGAGACACCAAGCCGUUACGAACAGUUACGAGAUAUUCGGCGUUUCGUGCUCAUGUAUGAGUGCUCUCUGUGUGUUCUACUGCUACUGCUCUUCUGUGUUUUUCCCCUUUGUGUGCGUGCUUCGAACGGACGAAUAGAAACGUUUCUUUCCCUCCCGCUUUGCCCACUCCUCCCCCUCCCCGCAAACCCCACUUCCUUAUUCCUUUUUCUCCUUUUAUAUUUUUACUUAUUUACGAAGCCCCGAUCAAUACAAUGUUGACAACUUUUUCACAACACUUUUCAUCAACUUUGUUUAUUUUUAGUCUAUCAAUGGAAGACGGAAUUCAAUGAAAGUUGAUUUUUCAUUUUGUUGUUUUCUACGAAUCCACCUAACAUACCACGUCCCUCCCCCCACCCCUUCACCCGAGCGAGAGGUCACGACGUGUAAAUAUUGAUGUUUUUGAUACUCGCUGGAUUGUUGACCGCGUGCCCGGCUCUUUCGCAUACACACCAACACUCGGAUCGCAACGCUCCUCGCGGAAUUUUUGCUGAAGUUUUCUUCCAGAACGUCCGCGAUGAUUAUUUUCGUUUUUUCGGCUUGUGCAUUAUGAUCUGCGAGAAAUUUCUCUACAAUUACUAUUUUGACUUGUGUUGUUCCGGGAUUUUGACUGUUGCCGAAAUUGCGAUUCAAACUAAUCUCAGGGAGAUAAUUUUUUCAACCGUUCUACAACACAAGAAUCGUGACGAAUUUUAAUCACUUUUCCCAACUUGACGUGUUAAACGUCAAAACAUAGACAUAACCUCAAAAAUAACAAAUCAAUAGUGUUUUGUUUUUUUACCACAGUUCCAUUUUUUUUAUUCAUUUUUUUUCGUUAUCAAUUGAUUUCAUUGUUAAUGGGAGACACUAGUUUUGUAUCUACGGAAAUUUAAGGAUUAACCAUCAUGCUACCAAAUUUGAAUAGCGAUCACAAAAAACAUCUCUUGUUUCUGGCAGAACAGACUCCCCAAGUUUUGCAGGAUUUCUGCAAACUGGCCAUCGAUUAUCUGCAAAAAGGGCCAAAUUUGAAGCUUUAUGCUGCCGCUGCACAAAAACUUCAGGUGGAGCCAGAAAUCAUAAGAAGUUUGACGGAAGGUUUGAUCAAUUUACUGCUAGAGUCGAGCAAGCAAAAAUUAGCUGAGGAUCAAUUCACUAAAUUGAUAAACUCUCUUGGUUUCCAAGAGGAGAGAGAAACGAUUUUACUAAAACUGUACGAAACUGAGAGAUUGAAAAUAGAUUCAGCCCUGUCAAAAAUUGGCUUGCAAUUGCCCCGAUAUCACAACUUGGAAUGGAGAUUUCAAGUUCAGCUCGCAUCUCGUUCGCUCCUCAAUCAAUUAUCUCCAAUUUUUGUGAUCGACUUGAUGCUCAAAACUGGAGAGAACUCUGACGACAUUAAGCACGUCGCUUUGCAGAGCGAUCCAUCGAAUCUGCUGAGGUUGAGCCAGGAAUUGGAGAGCGCCAUCGCAGAUUCUCAGAGCCAACAUGCGCGUAGCAUCAAACGCAGCAUCAAGUGAUAGUUUUUCUCUACGAUUUUUCUACUUUAAAAAGUGUGCAAAUAAUUGUCUUUGUUAUCAAUGUUUAAGUAACAGUAAUUGCUAAGAAUGAAUUCAUAUUUUCUACGAGUUUUGAUAAGUUUGAAUAAACAGUGAGAGAUCAAGAAAA
Molecule: messenger RNA, 2239 nt
Organism: Venturia canescens
Lineage: Eukaryota; Metazoa; Arthropoda; Insecta; Hymenoptera; Ichneumonidae
Product: COMM domain-containing protein 2
Exons: 3
Coding region: 1483-2091 (202 amino acids)
Source: RefSeq, a predicted model, not a curated record